Molecule: messenger RNA, 3660 nt
Organism: Synchiropus splendidus (mandarinfish)
Lineage: Eukaryota; Metazoa; Chordata; Actinopteri; Syngnathiformes; Callionymidae
Product: muscle M-line assembly protein unc-89
Exons: 17
Coding region: 435-3134 (899 amino acids)
Source: RefSeq, a predicted model, not a curated record
ACGAGGAACUGAAACUUUAUCCAUCCGCAUACAAUUUUCGAAUUUACAGUUUAACAUUUUGUGAAAGCUAAAUAGGAAUCGGGACUAUUGAAGAGAACGAUAUGCAAAUGCACAGAGCGUGCGCUGUUCCUUACAAGCAAAACUCUGGGUGGUAAGAGGCCCGUUCAAACUGUGCGCGGGUUUUUUUGUACAGCAGUGUUGUUUUGUAGCGUAAAUUCAACAACGCUGACCUCUGCGCGUAUCAUGUAAUUCAAAGCUCCGUUCCAUUCACUCUUUUCUACGGGAAAUAAAGCUAGUACUGCUUUGUAGUAAGUGUAAGCUUCCUUUCAUUUCGAGAGAUGUAGCGGGCUAAGCUACUAUUAGCUGGCUGCGUUUACGUAGUAAAGGAACAGGCGUCACAGACAAACACCAGCUUUGUUUUUAAGGAUCAUAAAAUGGCACAGAAAUACCCCUCAGUGAAAAGGCCAAGAAGAAAACUGUUUGGGAACGUGGAAAAAUGGGCAGCUAAACCGUCGGCACGAAAGUUGACAUUGGAAGAUGUUGAUGGGAUGUUUGAUGACAUUGAUUCGGGUGAUUUCCCAUCCUUGGUGCUUGAUUCCAGCAAUGAAAGUAAAAUUACACCUAAAGGAACGACACAGCCGCCAGUCAGCAAAAUGUUGCAGAAAGAAUGUACUGCACCAAGUCCCGAACAAAAUAUUGGUUCAGAAGUUCCUUUUAAGGAACAUGGUCCAGUAAAAACAUCAAGCCCAAUUGAAAGCAGCGCGUCUGUCAUUCGUGAAGCAGAACAGAGCAGCUCAUUUUCCCCAAUCUUGCUCCAUGUUGAUGAAGACGAAGAAGAACUACAUCUAGUCAAGACGGCUAGGAGCAAGCCAGUAGCAAGCCCGGUGCCACAGCUCAACGGGAGCUUUUCUGAGAGGACUGAAAGUCCCGUGGUCCAACAAGAAACAUCCGAAAAUCAACAAAAGUCCAUAUCAACAAAAACAGAAAGUGGGCCAAGUUCAGAAGAGUCCAAGAGCCCGAGCUUGGAGAAAACACCUGUGAAGACAUCGCAUCUAGGAAGAGAAACAACUCCCUUUCUACAGAAACUCAAAGAAGUUGGACAGACCAAAUUGACAAGGUCGAGGAAGCAGUUGACACCUGUGAAAGUACCACCACCGCCCAGACCUGAGCCUGAUGAUGAUUUUUUGAUUCUGGAUGUAGAUGAUCCACUUUGGAUUACCAUCCCAAAGAAAAAUGCCUCAAACCAGAUCAAGAGCAAAACAUCUAGCCAUGACUGCACAGUUGAGAGGAGGAGUUCGCCAGAGACUGCACCAAAGGAAGAGGCCCCUAAGGCGGUCGUGCAAAGUCUGAAAAAGAAGGGCAAAUUGUCAAAGAGGCAAUCUGCUCCAGUGGAAAGUGUUGAUGAUGUUCUUGUCAACAAUGACAAACCAAAUAAGAAGCGAAAACAACCCCUCGUGAAGACGUCCUCUAAAGAGACUGAAACAGUGGAAGGCCCCGUUGGUGGCAAGCGAGACAAAGUGCACUCCCCAGAGACCAAGAAAUUAGCUAAAAUGAAAGUGACGCACACAACUGAGUCAUUGACAAAGACACGGAAAGAAAAACACACAUCUGAAGGAGAAAAAAAUGUCUCUGACCAUGCUGUGGAAAACAUUCAUGAUCCACAGAGUGACGUGCAUCGAGAAGACUUGGAUUCUGUUCCAGAGGAGGAGCUCAUGAAAUCCCCGACAAACAAAGGUGGAAGACCAACCAAGUCAUCAUCUGCUCCAGAUGGAAAUCACAUUGAGAGUUGUCAAAUCCUGGAGAAGAGGAAACGAAACCCUCCCAAAGAGUUUUGGUUGGUUUCACCUCAGGAUACCCCAGAGCCAGAAUCCAAAGAUGAAUCGCCGGUUGUAAUGUCUAAACAAAACACAGCCAAACCUAGUUCACCUGUGAAAAAAUCUCAAGCUGUCUUAAAGAGGGGGAAAAAUGGAACCGUUUCAGAGACUCAAAGUUGUGAUAAAAAGGAUAAUAAAAGAAGUAAAAACAAAAGAAUCAAGAAUUCACUGAUCCAGGAUCGAGUCCAGGAACAAAAAAAUCUCGUACUACCAAGCCCCUCACAGCCGUCUGACCACAGCACACACUUGGGAGACCAACAAGCCAACUCUCAUCAGCUUUUAUCACCAAGCAGAGAUAAACGCAAAAGGAAACCUCCGGGUGAAUGGUGGAAGGUUGACGCCUUAGAGGAGGCAGAGACGUCGCCACCCGAUCUGCCGUCGUCCACUGCAAUUAAACCUUCAAAAGAAAGAGAAGCUCAUCCCAAACAAAUUGGAGGAUCUGGACAGCUGACUGUUAAGAGUGGUAGAAGAGCAUCAAAGCCUGUUGGGGGAGCUCUUGUGUCUCGCUUGAGCCAGAGCAGGAAACCCCUUAAAUCAAUCCCCAAAUCAACCAGGCAGACCCCCAGUGGAGCACUUCAGAGACACAGAUACCAAGAUGAAGCUGAGUUGCCUGCUUCAGGCUCCAAAGUUACACUCAUACAGAGGAAUGGCAGGAGUGCAUGCAAAGUCAUUGUGCAGGAUGAGAGCUCAGGCGAUGAGGGGCUGAACAACACGUUUGAUGUCUGUCUGAGUGGACCAUCAUCCAGGAUUGAUCUGGACGUGUAUGAGGACUCGGAUUUGUCAUCAUCCCAAAUGCCUCCGGCUGAGCUGUCGAUGUCUGACCUGUGUGCUCCCCCUCUCAAACCUAUGGUGCUCCAGCCCGUGGACAGAACUAACCUGACCCGCUGGCUGAUGAGUCUUUGGUCCUCUCCUGCUGUUGAUUCAGAUAAUGUUGCGUCCAUAUUGGAGCAAUUCCAGUGGUUCUUCUAUCAACACCGAGCGUUGGGCGUCAUGGAGGACUGCAACAAUGGAACGGUUUCAAGCGGGAUGUUCAUUCUCGGCUCCUACAUGAAGAAACCUCUCUGGGUGGAUCACAGCGCCACCACAGUGUUCCACUUGUCAACAAGUACUUUGAAGGUGACCGUCGACCUACAGGAGUCCUGCUACAUACCGGGUCACUCCUUCAUCGUGCCAUGCGGCCACGCCUACAGCAUCCAGAACCUCACCACUCUGCCUGCAGCCCUCUUCUUCACCAGGAUGCAAACCCAGAGUCCAGGCUGAUGAGUGUGUGUGUGGAGACGUAUGCAGAUGUACAUUUUGUGUAUCUUUGGUGACUUCAGUUGUUUAGUCAUGUCAUUGUUUUGUAAAUAGUUCACUUUUCUGUGAAGCAGUUCUGUCUUUCAGUGUUGUGUUUAUACAGAAAAGGACUUUUACUGCAUUUCAUUUUGGUCAAAGUGAAUGUUUUAUUGUUGUUAAGUUGUCAAAAAAGUUUUUGGAAUCACAACGCCUUCGUGACUUCAGUAAAAGUCUUUGUUCACUUUGCUUCCAGUUUGAUUUGAUUCAUUUUCAAGUUGUAUGUGCUUACAUCAGUGAGGCAGGUUUGAAAUCCACCUGUUUCCAAACUGUAUUUUUGGUCCUUAAUUAUUACUCACUGGCAUGUUGACAUCUGAUGUAUCAGCACAAGAACAAAUAACAGACUGUGCCCAAGCACUGGUUGCCCUUGCCCUAUGUCCCUUGAGCAUGCAACACUCUAAAGUAGAGCUAAAAGCUCAAAUCAUAUUGACAGUCUUGAGAAAGCAUUGUCACU